This is a messenger RNA of Rhineura floridana, 8668 nucleotides long. It is a transcript of the gene SEMA3C, whose product is annotated as semaphorin 3C. Gene Ontology annotation, biological process: semaphorin-plexin signaling pathway; negative chemotaxis; axon guidance. The coding region runs from base 991 to 3246 and encodes 751 amino acids. Lineage: Eukaryota; Metazoa; Chordata; Lepidosauria; Squamata; Rhineuridae. The transcript has 19 exons. Gene Ontology annotation, molecular function: semaphorin receptor binding; chemorepellent activity. The record is from RefSeq and is a predicted model, not a curated record.
AACUCAGCCCUUCCGAUUUGCUCCGCUCGUGAUGCAUGCAAAGGCUCCGGUGGAGCUGCUGCUCCAGUAAGGGAGGAUUUUGUCGCGCCGGAGUGCGUGUAAUUGGAGAUCGGAGCGCCUCGCGGCUUUCCCUUCAGCCUGAGGUGCUCUCUUCUCGGGACUCGGGAGAAGAGGCUCCCGGUACCUUAAAGGACAUUGCUCCAAGGAUCCCCCCCCCUUCACACACACGGAAGCUGGGAAUCUACUUACCAAAGCCAGGGAAGGGGGAAAGGAGCUGGGAUUUUAAGAAAAGUUUUGCUUUCCCCCCAAAGGAAUCCCUCCUAGACCCUUUCUUACCACUUCAUGACUGAAUCUGGCUUGAGGAUAGUUCAAGCGGGAGCGCCUGACACCUGCCCUGUACUUCACAGGGAAGCUGGAAAACGCUUUCUCAAAGCGGCGGGCAGAGGGUCGCUGAUUCCCGCCCCCCCCUUCCGCGGAAGCGGCUUUACUGGUGCCCCACUCACGGACUGUCGAAGGAGCUACGAGCCUUAGGAUCAGAAAGGCUCUGGAGGUCGCCUGCUUUUGUUUCUGAGGAUCUGCCCGCUUGCCAGGAGAGAUCGGGUGUGACUAAGACGCAUGCCGAUAUUUUACUGUCUUGGUUUGGGGGAAGAUCAAGUUCUGACUUGGACGGCAAACUCAAACAACGAUGCUCUUUGAAUUAAAACAGUCUGGUUUUCUGUGACAGAGAAAGCGGGGGAAAAAAGAUACUAUUUCAAAAAUUAUAUUGUUUCCCGUCUCAAAUUCACGUGGCACACGUGGUAAUAAUAUAGCAGUAUCACGUGUAGCCUAGCCUGAUCCUGGGCAUGUUUACUCAGGAGUAAGGCUCAUUGUGCUCUAAAUAAGGCUUCUUCCAAGGCGAAUACGCAUGAAAUUGCCGCCCUCCAACCUGAUUCUAGACAUAUUUACUCAGAAGUUUCAUAGCUUGGAUAUUAAGUUUCGCAUCUGACGAUAAUGACAUUUCUAAGUCUCCGUGCGUUGAUUGGACUGUUUAUUUGCUCUUGCACUGUAAACGGAUCUUCACAGCCUCAGGCCAGGGUGUUCUUAACAUUCAAUGAACUGCAAGAAACGAAGACCGCUCAGUUUUAUGCUCUUUCCCAUCACCCCUUAGACUACAGGAUAUUAGUGAUGGAUGAAGAUCAGGACCGGAUCUAUGUCGGCAGCAAAGAUCACAUUCUCUCUUUGAAUAUCAAUAAUAUAAGCCAGAACCCUCUGAGUAUUUUCUGGCCAGCAUCAACAACCAAAGUUGAUGAGUGCAAAAUGGCUGGCAAAGAUCCUACACACGGUUGUGGCAAUUUUGUUCGUGUGAUACAGACUUUCAACCGCACCCAUUUAUACGUCUGUGGAAGUGGGGCAUUCAGCCCUGUAUGUGCAUACCUCAACAGAGGACGAAGGGCUGAGGAGCAAGUUUUCAAGAUCGAUUCCAAAUGUGAAUCUGGGAAGGGACGUUGCUCUUUCAACCCUAAUGUGAAUACCGUCUCUGUUAUGAUCAAUGAAGAACUGUUUUCAGGAAUGUACAUUGACUUCAUGGGGACUGAUGCUGCCAUUUUCCGCAGUUUAACCAGAAGGAAUGCAGUGAGGACUGACCAGCACAAUUCCAAAUGGUUAAGUGAGCCCAUAUUUGUGGACGCCCAUCUCAUCCCGGAUGGUACUGACCCCAAUGAUGCUAAAGUAUACUUCUUUUUCAAAGAGAAACUGACAGACAACAGUGGUAGCACCAAGCAGAUCCAUUCUAUGAUUGCUAGAAUAUGCCCGAAUGACACUGGUGGACAGCGUAGCCUUGUAAACAAAUGGACAACUUAUUUGAAAGCAAGACUUGUGUGUUCAGUAAUGGAUGAUGAUGGCACAGAAACCUACUUUGAUGAAUUAGAGGAUGUGUUUCUGCUAGAAACAGAUAACCCUAGAACAACACUGAUAUAUGGCAUCUUCACAACAUCCAGCUCUGUAUUUAAAGGCUCAGCAGUCUGUGUGUAUCAUUUGUCUGAUAUCCAAAGAGUGUUCAAUGGGCCGUUUGCACACAAGGAAGGUCCAAACCACCAGCUGAUUCCCUAUCAGGGAAGGAUUCCAUACCCACGACCUGGAACUUGUCCUGGAGGAGCCUUCACACCCAACAUACGGACGACCAAGGAGUUUCCAGAUGAUGUGGUCACCUUCAUCAGGAAUCAUCCCUUGAUGUUUAAUCCCAUCUACCCAGUCCACAAGAGGCCUUUAAUCAUUCGCACAGGCACGGACUACAAAUAUACAAAGAUAGCUGUAGAUCGGGUCAGUGCCGCAGAUGGGAAAUACCAUGUCUUGUUUCUUGGAACAGACCAGGGCACAGUGCAGAAGGUCGUGGUCCUGCCCACUAACUCCUCUGCAAGUGGCGAACUCAUCUUAGAAGAACUGGAGGUUUUUAAGAACAAUGUUCCUAUAACAACAAUGGCCAUCUCAUCUAAAAAGCAACAGUUGUAUGUAAGCUCCGAUGAAGGGGUCACCCAGGUUUCCUUGCACCGCUGUCAUAUCUAUGGGACGGCCUGUGCUGACUGCUGCCUCGCCAGAGACCCUUACUGUGCUUGGGACGGCAAUUCCUGCUCCAGGUUCUACCCGACAGGGAAAAGGAGAAGUCGUAGACAAGAUGUGAGGCAUGGAAACCCUAUGACUCAAUGCCGAGGAUUUAACCUAAAAGCUUACCGAAAUGCAGCAGAGGUCAUUCAGUAUGGAGUCAAGAAUAACACAACUUUCCUUGAGUGUACGCCUAAAUCUCCACAGGCCUCCAUUAAAUGGCUCUUGCAGAAAGACAAUGACAGAAGGAAAGAGGUGAAACUUAAUGAAAGAAUCAUAGUGACUGACCAAGGGCUCUUGAUUCGCUCUGUCCAGGAUUCUGACCAAGGGCUUUACCACUGCAUUGCGACAGAAAACAGCUUCAAGCAAACAAUAGCGAAGGUGAACUUCAAGGUGUUAGAUUCGGACACAGUGGCUUUCAUGACUGAAAAGUGGUCCCCGUGGACCUGGGCCAGCUCCCUCCAAGCUUUGCCGUUUCAUCCAAAGGACUUGGCUGGAGCUUUCAGCCACGCUGAACUGCAGAUGAUUAAUCAGUAUUGCAAAGACACGAGGCAACUUGGGCAGCAGGCUGAAGAUUCCCAGAAGAUAAGAGGUGAUUAUGGCAAGUUAAAGGCCCUCAUCAACAGCAGGAAAAGCAGGAAUAGAAGAAAUCAGUUGCCUGAAUCCUAAGGCUGUUGUCAUGGAGCAUCAAACUUUUUUUUCAUACCUUCCCUCAAGGGAUUUUGGUUUGGGGAUUUUUUUUUCCUGCUGAAAGCAUAGGGAGAAAAAAGCAUUAGCAAAGCAAGACUGAGAAAAGAUAAAAGAUCAUCAAAUGCAACCUAUAUAAGCUAAAGUGGAAAAGAGGGGGGGGGACACAAAUCCAAAGUAAUUUUAUUUGUGAAGUGCCCACUGACACCAGAUAGAUCCUUAACUGUAAACCCACUUGUUUGCCUUAACCCAGUAUCUCGGGUGACAUUUAGAUGUCAGUUUUCUUUUUGACACAGCGACUCUCCAACUUGGAAUUGGGCAAGAUGGAAAGCAAAGAAAGAGUUUGUGUUAAGAGGGAUGUGUUGAGAGUUGUGGUGGUAUUUACAGACAUUUCUUCCCAACCUUUUUGGUAUAUUUGUCUCCGUUUAUGGCACAUUACAUUUAAAAGCUCUGGAGCAAGCAUUUAAAGGCCAUUUCCCAUCUUAGUAUUAAGACACAGUUCAGCAGUUCUCAAAUGGGAACAGUACCGAUUAUAUCUAGCUAGCUCUUAACAGGUCUAGUUACAUAUUAUCAUCACUCCCAAUCCUUUUUGACAUGGUGUCUCUAUUUAUGACUCUGUUGCUUUUGCACAUAUUUUCUUCCUCUUGAGAGCCUUAGAGCCGCUUACAUCUGGAUUCCCAGCACGCUAACCUUCCUUUUUGUGUGUUUGAAUGGGGAAAUUCUGAAGUUGAAAACUUCUAUAGGAAAGCUUUAUUUAUUAUUUCCAUAUUUCACAUUUACUCCAUAGAGUUUGCAGCCUCCAUCAAGUAACAUACCGCCACCCCUCUACCACCAUUUUAGAGCCUUUCACUCUACUUUCAGGUAAUUAUGAGAGGUUGUGGUGUCUCUCAUUCCUAACCCUCCCACUUGAUCAUAAAGAAAUGGCUCAACCCACCAAUGUACCUCACCAGCCUUCUGAUCUAGUCUCUGUCACAGCACCUCGGAGACUGCUAGUGCACUCUGGUCUUAGACAUGACUGUGGAUGGGGGACAAUUGAAUUCAGUCUGUAUUUAAAGCUGACUCUAUCAAAUCGACACUUUCUGAAGCAAUAUGAGACCCAAAACACAACAAUCCUUUGACAUGCACACUUAUCUAAUUUUGCAAAGCAAUUUGCCAACCAAACAAUGUUUGCAAACAUGCAUGUAUAUUGAGGGAAAGUGUUAAUAAAAUGAAUACAUUAGUGAAGAUGGCAUACAAAUGAAUUAUAUUAGGAGAAAUUGCUUGCAAAAAUGUGUACACUAAUCAAAACUGCACUUACUAGGAGAAAGUCACACUAAAAUGCUGAAGAAUUUUCAUGAGGAUUUUUUUUAAAAGAAGGCAAAUUGCUGCAGAAAUGUGGAGAACUGAAUUUAAGAUUGGGAAAAAUGAGAAACCAAGGGGACCAAAACGGACAGGUCCUUGCAUCCCUAGACAUGAUGACACAGACAUAGUGGCUAAGCACAGAGCUGAGCUACGCAUUAAGCAUGCCAGGGAAUGUUACUGAAAACAGAAUCCACACAGCAAGUUAUCCUCCCUUUCCCCAAAACAUUUAGGAAUGCUAAACCAUGGCAUGAUGGAAUCAUGUUGGGAAUUUCACCACAAGCCAAUAAUGAAGAGCAGGGCACUAAAUUUCACAACUUGAAGGCAUCUGUCUCUCCGUAAGUUUUCCUAAGCAUUAUGGUGGCAAGAGAGAAAACCCAUCACAAAGAUGCUGGUUUUAAUGGUAUUCCCAUUCUGCACAUAAUGUGCAGCUUGACCCAAAUUAAAAGGGCUGCUUUUUUCCUACAUUGAAAUAAUUUUAACAGAUAACAUGCAUAGAUUGUGUUGCUUUUUAAGUGUGACACAAAUAUUUCUUUCCACCAUGAUUGUACAGGUUAAGAAUCUUAAAAGGAUUGGUAUAUGGGGAUGGAGAAUAGCUUUCAGAGUCAUCCUGGUAAUGAGAUUAAAACAAAGCUUGAACUGUUGCAAACAAAAUAGUCCUUGCCAGUGGAAUACUAGUGAAGAACUUCCCAAAUUGGUAUACAUAAAUACACAGUGUCGCAGAGACAUCAAAGGUACAAAACCAAAAUAUUAUUUUGGGCUUCACAGAAUAAAACUACCUCCUAUAGUCUGAAUGUUGGUCCUCUAUAGGGUCGUCUGUUCUUAAUGUUGCAGUUCCUCAUUGCUGGGAUUUGGGUCACAAUACAGUUGAUAUAACAUUUCAUAGCAUUUAGAAGGGAUGUAAUUACUUCCAGAUGAAGGACAGCAGUUGAUAAGCCUUCAAGGGCACAAUUUAUUCUCUUAACAGCCAAGUGUGGUUGUAUUGACUAGGUGCCCAUUAAGCCUGAGGAAUGACGACAGUUAACAUUGUAUAUUAAUAACAAAAUAUUGGCAAUACGUGUGGUUCGGAUAACAAAAGCAGUAGAGCCUUAAGUUCCAAAAUAAUAUUUUGAAAGCUGUGUUAUAUAUUGUUACAGUGGUAUGACUGUUUAAGGGAUUAAACUUAAACUAACAUUUCCCCACACACCCGCUGCAUGAAAAAUGCAUGUAUCUAGAUAACGACCUUUUGUUGAUUUGUAGCCGCUCCAUCCCUCCACAUUGCAGUGGAUCUCCAGCAUAUGCGAGAUUCAAGUCUUCAGCUAAGUAUAAUCAUCACAGAUUAAUGUGAAAUGCCUUACACUAGACGUCAAUAAUGUGUCUAAGGUUUUGUUCAUCAGUUGUGCUCACGGCAGCCUGUGGGGCAGAGCAACCUCGGGGUCAUGGAGCUAAACUGAGGCACAGUUCAAAUGUGAGGCAUGGAAGGAAGUCCCUGGCUCACAUUUGCUUCUUACCUCAUCAUGUACAAUACAAUGGUUAGCCCAAUGCUAGUAAUAUGUUUAUCCCUUUCUGGCAGCAAUGGAUAGCAGGAGUGAGGCCCACAUAUGCAUAUAGUAGUUCCAGGUGGGGAACUGGAUGUCACCCAUUAUGCAUUAUGCAUGGUGGGGGAUUAAGUCAGGUGCUCUCCUCCGUUUUAUGGCAAAUUGAUGACACGCACAUGCAAUAUGUGUGAACCAGCUCUGAGGUUCUCCUACUUCAGGGUUUCAUGUGCACACAUAGGGUUGCCACCUCCACAGGAAAUAAAGAUGUACACCCUUGCAGAUGCAGGAGUGUUGUGUGGUGGAGUGCCUAACCCUGUUACUGCUCACGUAUGAAGGGGUUUUAUUGCACCACUCCAGAGCUAUCUCCUAUAUUCCUAUGGUUGCUGCUUUAAACGUAGUGUUGAAAAUGUUAGGAGCUGAAGGAAGGACCAUCUCUUAGCUUUUCUAAUACAUGUGCUUUAUGCAUAUAUGAAUACAGACUGUCUGUGAUCUCCCACAGCCAUAAGCAGUCAUUAAGUAUGUAAGGAGAGCCCUCGUGAACUAGACCAAAGGUUGAUCUAGUCCAGCAUCCUAUUUCCUACGCUGGCCAACCUGAUGGCUGUGGGAAGCCAGCCCUCAAGCAGAGAGCAAGAUCCCUUCCACACUUGUGUUUCCCAGCAACUGGCAUUCAGAGGCCUCCUGCCUCUGAUCCUGAAGAUAGUGUAUAGCCAUCAUGACUAUUGCUAUUGAUAGCCUUCCCAGAGUUUGUCUAAUCUGCUUUAAAAGUGAUCAUCGUUGGAGGCCAUCAUCGCCACAUUUUGUGUUAGCAAACUUUAGUUUUAACUGCUCUGUGUGAAGAUGUGCUGUCUCUUGCCUAUCCUGGAUCUCCUACAUAGAGCUUCAGAGGAUGACUCCAGGUUCUAGCCUUAUAAGAGGGAGAACAACUUCUCUCUGUCCACUUUCUCCACACCAUGCUUAGUUUUAAACACCUCUGUCAUGUACCCCACCCCACUUCACAUUUUUUCUAAACUAAAAAGCCCUAAAUAUUGUAACUUUUCCUCAUAAGGGAACCCACUGAUGAUUUUGAUUACCCCUUUUCUGCACCUUUUGCAGCUCUACAAUAUCCUUUUUGAGGUGUGGCAACUAGAAUUCUAUAUAGUAUUCUAAACGUGGUCAAACAAUACACAGAUAAAGGCACUACAAUUGCCAGUUUUAUUUUCAAUCUCUUUCCUAAUAAUCCCUAACACAGAAUUUCUUUUUCACAGCCGCCACACAUUGGGUCAAUGUUUUCAUUAAACUGCCAACCAUGACCCACUGUUGCUUUCCGGGCAAGUCAUUACAAGCUCAGACCCCAUCAGUGGAUAUGUGAAGUUAGGACUUUUCGGCCCAAUUUGCAUGACAUUACACUUGCUGACAUUGAACCACGUUUGCCAUUUUAUUGCCUAUUCACCCAGAUUGGACAUAUUAUUUUGGAGCUCUUCACAAUCCUGACCACAAUCCUGACCACUAACUCCAGAUCAUUUAUGGACAAAUUUAAGCACAUGUGGAGAAAGCCAUUUCCUGUCUCUUUUCAGUAUGGGAACAACCCAUUCAUUCCUGUUCUCUGCUUCCCUCUUUUUAACAAGGUGCCAUCAGCAAAGGCCAACUGAAAGGCAAAGCAAACAUUUUUGUUCUAUUCCUAGUAAGUACAGACACAGCCCCACAAAGUUUAUUUGAGAGGAAGUCCCACUGAAAGCAGUUGAAUUGAACUGAAGAGAUGAUUAAUUUAAUUGUCAUUGUUCUCAGCUGGAAUGAAUCACAACUAACCUUAGGACUGAGCUUUUUCUGUCUUGACACACAUAACACAGAGUUGCUAAAAUGUGAUGAACAAACCUAAUUUCAUGCAUACAGGGAAGUUUCCAUUAGAGUUUUACAUGUUCAGAGUUUUAUCCUCAUGUAGGUAACAUGAACAGUUAAGGUUAUAAUAUUGGUUGGUUGGUUUUUGUUAUUUAAUAUCUUCCUAUUUUGAGGAUACUGAACAAUGGGUUAUAUCCAGAUCUUGUAUCCAAUAUGACUUCCCUUUCCUCUCAACUCCCUGUGCAUGCCCCAAAUCUGGUCUGGAGGUCCACCAACCCUCUGAAACAGAUUUUGAGGGGGGGGUGGCAAGAGAGGGGUUAUACAAGUGGAAGUGCAGCCAGACAGCAGCAUUGGAUAGAACCCCAUGUAUAUAAUUGCAUUCUUUUUUUAAAAAAAUUAAAAAAGACAUCUUCUGGACAUAACUUUGCCAAAUGUAAAGAAAGUCAAUGCUAUUCAUCAGUGUGUAUGAAAUUUGUUUUAUGACUGCCUUUGUUUGUAAAGUUGGACAAAAUCUGUAUUCAGCCAUGUGUUCUUUGUGAUCAUUGGUACUGUAGAUAUGUGUACUUCAUCUUUUUACAAAGCAUCCUCUUUUUUUCACCAAGUAUAGUAACGUGUAUAAUUUUAGCAUGAUGAAACCCAUUAAGGUGAAUAUUCAUUAGCCCUUCGAUUAAAAAGGAAAGUAACAGAAUAUUAUUUAAUUGGAUAUCCCAGAUGUUAUUUGUCUGAGAAAUAAA